Molecule: messenger RNA, 717 nt
Organism: Tupaia belangeri chinensis (Chinese tree shrew)
Lineage: Eukaryota; Metazoa; Chordata; Mammalia; Scandentia; Tupaiidae
Product: inorganic pyrophosphatase
Exons: 1
Coding region: 1-717 (238 amino acids)
Biological process (GO): phosphate-containing compound metabolic process
Cellular component (GO): cytoplasm
Molecular function (GO): magnesium ion binding; inorganic diphosphate phosphatase activity
Source: RefSeq, a predicted model, not a curated record
AUGAGCGGCUACAGCUGCGAGGAGCGCGCCAUGCUCUUCUCCCUCAAGUACCGAGUCUUCCUCAAAUAUGAAAAAGGACAAUAUAUAUCUCCAUUUCAUGAUAUUCCAAUGUAUUCAGAUAAGGAUGUGUUCCACAUGGUGGUUGAAGUGCCACGUUGGCCUAAUGCAAAAAUGGAGAUUGCUACAAAGGAUCCUUUAACCCCAAUUAAACCAGAUGUAAAAAAAGGAAAACUCCGCUAUGUUGCGAAUUUGUUUCCUUAUAAAGGAUGCAUCUGGAACGAUGGUGCCAUUCCUCAGACUUGGGAAGACCGAGGACACAAUGACAAGCAUACCGGCUUUUGUGGCGACAAUGACCUGAUUGAUGUGUGUGAAAUUGGAAGCAAGGUUUGUGCCAGAGGUGAAAUAAUUGGGGUGAAAGUUCUGGGCAUACUGGCCAUGAUUGACCCAGGGAAGACCGACUGGAAAGUCACUGCCAUUCAUGUGGAGGACCCUGAUGCUGUUGAUAUUAAAAGCACUCAUGACUAUUGGAAAGCACUGGUGACUAAGAAAACAGAUGGAAAAGGAAUCAGUUGCAUGAAUACAACAGUGACUGAGAGCCCCUUCAAAUGUGAUCCUGGUGCUGCCAAAACCAUUGUGGAUGCUUUACCACCACCGUGCAAGUCUGCCUGCACAGUACCAACUGAUGUGGAUACAUGGUUCCAUAACCAGAAAAACUAA